Messenger RNA from Ictalurus punctatus (channel catfish), 3921 nucleotides. RefSeq names its product fibroblast growth factor 14. Gene Ontology annotation, molecular function: fibroblast growth factor receptor binding; growth factor activity. The record is from RefSeq and is a predicted model, not a curated record. Gene Ontology annotation, biological process: regulation of cell migration; animal organ morphogenesis; positive regulation of gene expression. The coding region runs from base 791 to 1534 and encodes 247 amino acids. The transcript is spliced from 5 exons. Gene Ontology annotation, cellular component: cytoplasm. NCBI's taxonomy places the organism in Eukaryota, Metazoa, Chordata, Actinopteri, Siluriformes, Ictaluridae.
CACACACACCCACAUGCACACGGUGUAUUCCUUUCGUCUCCUUCACUUUUUUGCAUAGUCAUUUUCAUAGUGAACUUGAUGCGCGUGCGAAUGAGGCGACCAUAGUGCCACACCCGGCAAGACACACGCGCGCGCACACACACACACACACACACACCGUGCGCGCGCGGAUAUUAAAACUCCCCGAUACUGAGAUCCAGCAAUCUUCACCUGUGCUGUGUGUCAGUGUCAGGAGAGGGAGGAGAGGAGAGGAGGAGAGGAGAGGGAGGAGAGGAGAGUGCUGGGAGAACAUCUCGAUAUAACGCUUUCCUGUCCUGUGUCUGGUGGGAUCUUAGCUCUCACAUGUCAUUCGUUUCGAACUAAAAAAAAAAGAAAAAAAAAAAAUGUGGAGGCGCAGAGGUUCAUCCCAGAAGUCGGUCAGAGUCGUGUGUGCAGAAGAGCUUUUACCGAAGUGUGUAUGACGGCGCGCGCAGGUUAUGUGGAGAUAAACACGUCGACGUCUCGCGCUUGGACUUUUUCCGCCAGCCUUUAUGCCCUGACCCCUAAAAAAAAGUCGCUGGGGUUUUUUUUUUUUUUAGCUUCGGUAAUGAACCGGGACAAAAGCGGGACUCAGAGGGACAGAAAGAGAGAAGAAGAAGAAGAAGCGAGUCUCUCUGUGUCGUUCUGCUCCGCGAGUUCGGAGGUGAACCCGUUCCGGUUUCUGCCGUCUGCGUUUUUAGGAGGAGGUGGUGGAGGAGAAGGUGGUGGUGGAGGAGGAGUGUGUGUAUUUUAUUCAUUUGUUUUUUGAGACAUGGCAGCGGCAAUCGCCAGCGGUCUGAUUCGCCAAAAGCGACAAGCGCGCGAGCAGAACCUGCACAGACCGGCGACUCACCGACGCAGGAAAAGCCCGAAUAAGAGCAAAGGGAUCUGUAACAGCAACCUGGUCGACAUCUUCUCCAAAGUGCGAAUCUUUGGCCUCAAGAAGAGGAGACUACGGAGACAAGAUCCCCAGCUCAAGGGCAUUGUGACCAGGUUAUAUUGCAGGCAAGGUUACUACUUGCAGAUGAGCCCAGAUGGAUGUUUGGAUGGGACCAAAGAUGACAGCACUAACUCCUCAAUGUUUAACCUCAUCCCAGUGGGCCUUCGAAUUGUUGCUAUCCAGUCUGUGAAGACAGGAUUAUACAUUGCUAUGAAUGCAGAGGGCCAUCUGUACACAUCGGAGCUUUUCACACCAGAAUGCAAGUUCAAAGAGUCGGUUUUUGAAAACUACUACGUCAUUUAUUCAUCCAUGCUCUACAGACAGCAGGAGUCAGGACGGGCCUGGUUCCUAGGCCUAAAUAAAGAGGGCCAGCCUAUGAAGGGGAACCGGGUGAAAAAGACGAAACCAGCUGCACACUUUCUACCCAAGCCCAUAGAAGUUGCCAUGUAUCGUGAGCCCUCCUUGCACGACGUUGGUGAAGCAGUCCCAAAGGCUGGAGUUCUUCCCAGCAAAAGCACAGAGCCAGUUGUAAUGAAUGGUGGCAAGCCUGUCAGCAAGCCUGACAAGGAGACAUAGCCCUAUUCCCCUUCCCCUCCCCUUUGGAGGGACUCUCCACAUGUGCUACUUUUUUUUCAAAUCACACGUUUGUGUCUUUGGCUUGUGAAAGGAAAAAAGAGGAAAAAUCUCCGUGCUGUAGUGUUUAUCCACUGGAACAAAUGAAUCAAGGGGUGGUCAAAGGACAAGGGUGUGUUGCUCAUAAAGACUGUGAGAGUCUGGAGGAGAUGGAUGAGGAGGAAGAGCGGGGCCACAGAAUGCUCAGCAUCAAGAGUCUGUCAUUGGAAUGUCCUAUGCGAUACGGAAUGUCUUUUUAAAAGUCCCUUUUCUUUCAGUUCUGCCUUUAUUCCUGUGACAAUCCUCUGUGAAAAUGCCAUAUUUUCAUCUGCCUUGUCUGGUAGCUUUGCCUGCUGACAGCUACCCACAGGUUUUCAGUUGGACUUUUCAUGUUAUUGUGGUUUUGUAGAAUACCACAGUGUACCAGCAUUUGUCUUGAUUGAUUCCUGUACAGAUCUGUCCUGUACUGACUACUGUUAAAUCUGUUAUUGUUGCUGUCUUUUGUUCCUCGUUGGCCCCUUUCUUUUGUUUGGUCUUUUCUAUAACGUUUUCCAUGUAUAAUGUCAAGAUUAGUGCACAUAAAUUAAAUGUGGACAAUAUGAAGAAACAUGCUACAUCAUGUAAGAAAGAUGUGCUUAAAAUACAGUAAAUGGUAGAGACGGUGUGGAGCUGCCAGACUGGCUGGAGAACUGGUGCUUGGGUUAAUUUCUUCCUUUUAGUUAUUAUCGCUCAUAAGAAUGACUGACAGAAUAGCAUUGAAUUGCACUAGGUUUUAAUCUGUGAACAGUUAAGAGAUAUGACAUUGAUAAUCAUGCCUCUAGGCAUUCAGGGUGGACAUAACCCCUCACAGGGGAACAGUAUACAUAUCACAAAUACCCUCAAUAUGCCUCAGCUCACUUACCUGACCCUCGGAUAACGGCUUUUUAAAAGGAAUUUUGUUGUCUGAAGUCAACAUAGUUAUCGGCCUCUAUGUUUUUUUUUUCUAAUCUGACUUUAGUACAACCAAGCCCUGAAGCCCACGACCAAUGACAGCAGCUGUUCAUGAAUGAUGAAGUGAAUGAUGAUGGCUGAGUGCAUGGUGAUGCUGUCACACAGGUCAUGGCUGUGGUCAGAUGUAUUGGUCAAAUGUAUUGUUAUUCCCUUUGCCAUUUAUAGUAGCAAAAGUGCAUAUGAGAUCUUAGAAACUGAGUAUGCUGUUGGUACAUAGGUGGAAACGAAAUGCUAUUUUUUAUGUUAGGAUUAAAAUCAUGACUGAAUGCACAAUGUUUUCCAUUAGCAAUUAAUUUAUCAUUCCACUCAUAAAAGGGGGUGAUCACGUACCAUAAGGGAAAAGUACCAUUUUUGACUGAGUGAUUGUGUUAUUUUGUUUAGCUUUUCCACUGAUGAGGUUUCUCUUAUGGAGUUUAAUACAAGAGAAUAUGGAAAUAUCACUGUGCAUCAGUAAAUGCUGUUUAUAAGACUUAGACAUUUAGAGGAUAUUGAACAUUAUUCUUAAUGAAUUAAAAUAAAUAAACUGCAAAUAUGUUGUAAUCUGCCAUAAAGGAAAGGGUUUUUUUCUUUAUUUAAAAGCAAAUAUAGUAUUAUAUAUACAUAUAUAUUAUUUAAUGUUAUUGCAUCUUCAUUAGUUACGCGUUUGUCAAGAAAAUUGCAAAAUGCCUUCCCACUGUUUUUUUUAUUUAUUUGUUGUAUGAUAAUUGUUAUAUAUGUAUAUAUUUAUGGAUGCUGCCAUGCUAAUGUUAAAUGAUUUCCAAUAAGACUGCUAUUCCUAAUUUCUAAACACAAACAAUAACAACCAACUGUAUGGUACUUUUGCAUUAGCUUAUCAACUGUUUUAUUAAUGCAGUCUCUUAGAGUAUCUAAAAGGGUAUUUUCUCAGUCACCUAGAAAGAUGACUGAAAAAUGCACUUUCAGUCUAAUUUUUGGUUUUCAUUUGAAAGUCCUUUACUUGUAUGCUAUUGAAAAUGAGCUUUUUUUUCUGGGGUCCCAAACUGUAUAUUUUGCCCUGCUGACCAGUUUUAACUGGUUCCAUAGAAGACUGGAUUUAUUUUUGUAAAAUUACAAGAUGUACAUUCUUUGUUUUUCAUUGAUCUAUCCCCAUGUAAUGUACCUUCCCCAUUUCACUCACAUCUUUUUCCAUUUGUACUUGUAUGUUCUCACGUUGGCAUAGAAAUUGAGUUUACGUCGAUUUUUAAUCUUGAAGAUGACUUUUCUUUGUUGUCCUUUAUAUGUGUUGAGAAACGGCAGGACAAUGUCUGUUUUGUUCCUCCCUUGAUCUCUUUCCUUCUGAAGAUUUCUUCCUUGAUUCACCAUAUGUUUCACCUGUUGCAUGGUAAUAAAGGGGUAAGACUGAA